Molecule: messenger RNA, 420 nt
Organism: Lactuca virosa
Lineage: Eukaryota; Viridiplantae; Streptophyta; Magnoliopsida; Asterales; Asteraceae
Source: the annotation of a GenBank genome assembly
AUGAUUUUGGACAUAGUUGAAUCAGCAUUACCUAACCAUAGAACAUUUCAACCAUCUGGAUUAUUUGCAGCUCGGGUUGAUAUGCAAGGGUCUACCCCGGGGCUACAUGCUCUUUUUACUGGAGAGGAUGAUACAAGGGAGGCUUGGCUAUAUAUUAGCUAUCUGGAUUUGGUAGCAUGCAUACAUGAGAUUUUUCCCGAGGUUUCCUUAAAGUUUGCUGGUGGUGCUUCCAUGAUUCUUAAACCUGAGAACUACCUUGUACAUGUGGAUCCUGUUAUAACUGUUGCUGUUUCACAAUUAAUAACACAUGUCAUCUCAAAGGGGACUCAAUGUUAUUUAGUUACAUCAAGCAUAAAUGAGAUUUUUCCUGAGGUUUCCUUAAAGUUUGCUGGUGGUGCUUCUAUGAAUCUUAAACCAUAG